CGCCCGCUUGCGGCCCCGUUCAGCAGCGCCAGCCUGCCUGACCGACGGACAGACACGCAGGACGCUCCUCCCAAGGAGCGCCCGCAGGCGAGGUCGAGACCCGGCUGGGCACCCCCGCCUCCAGGAACGCCGCCCCGGAGGGCUUCUCGGAGGCGGCGGCCUUGGCCUCAGGCCUGCGGCGGGGGGUGGGGGGCGGGAGGGGAGGCCGACAGCCCCCGCCGCCCGAGGAGACCUGGUAGCCGGCUGGGCAGGGACGCAGUGGAGCGGGUUGGAGUCUCGGCUGGGGCACAAGAGGGCGGGUGCAGGUAGCCACUGGGUAGAAGGAGCAGCAGCGGCGGCGACAGUCAGGGACGUCCUGGGAGGCAGGCGAGGGCGAAAAGCAGCCAGGCUGGCCCUCGGGGCUGCCCGCUUCCAGGGGCACCACAGGAGAGGGAUCAGCCUGAGCUGGACGCCUGGGGAGCCUCAGCCCGUGUUUUCCAGUUUCUCUACUCUGAUUGGUUUUCUGCCGCUGGUCCUGGAGCUGGCGCAAAAGCAUCCCGUCGCUAAUCCACCAGCUUCUCCAGGUGCCUGGUGAUGGCAGCCAUUCUCCUGAGGACAAGGCCCAAGGUCCCAGUAUCAUUUGAGGACGUGGCAAUGUACUUCACAAAGACAGAAUGGAAGCUUCUGGAUCUCAAACAAAGAAUCCUCUACAAGCAGGUGAUGCUGGAGAACUAUGGCCAUUUAGUGUCAUUAGGAUUUGCCUUCUCCAAGCCUCGCCUGGUGUCCCAGCUGGAGCGAGGGGAGGGGCCUUGGGUAGCAGACUCCCUUAGAGGCCAAGCAGAGGCAGAAUCACAUGCAGGUGAGAGGAUAAAGAGCAAGACAGCCAUUUCAAAACAGAAAUAUUCUGGAAGAGGACGCCCAGGACCUGACUUUCAGGGCGGCAAGGGGGGUCAGGUGGCAGCGUCACCUCCCCAGCCAGGAGGCACCAAGAGAGUGUCUGCACAGAGAGGUCCCCAGGACUCUGUACACAAUCCGGUUCUAAGGCAACAGCUUUCCAAGGGCGUCGAGAAACGGUACCUGUGUCAACAGUGCGGGAAAUCCUUCAGCCGCAGCUCCAAUCUGAUCAAACACCGCAUCAUCCACAGCGGCGAGAAGCCCUUCGCCUGCAGCGAGUGCGGGAAACUGUUCCGCCGCAGCUUCGCGCUGCUGGAGCACCAGCGCAUCCACAGCGGUGAGAAGCCGUAUGCGUGCGGCGAGUGCGGCAAGACCUUCACGCGCAGUUCCAACCUCAUCAAGCACCAGAUCAUCCACAGCGGCGAGAAGCCCUUCGCCUGCAGCGAGUGCGGGAAGCUGUUCCGGCGCAGCUUCGCGCUGCUGGAGCACCAGCGCAUCCACAGCGGCGAGCGGCCUUAUGCGUGCAGCGAGUGCGGCAAGGCGUUCAGCCGCAGCUCCAACCUCAUCGAGCACCAGCGCACGCACAGCGGCCAGAAGCCCUACACCUGCCCCGAGUGCGGCAAGGCCUUCAAGGGCGUCUCGCAGCUCAUUCACCACCAGCGCAGCCACAGUGGCGAGAAGCCCUUCGCGUGCCAGGAGUGUGGCAAGGCGUUCCGCGGCCGCUCUGGCCUCAGCCAGCACCGGCGCGUGCACAGCGGCGAGAAGCCCUAUGAGUGCAGCGAGUGCGGCAAGGCGUUUGGCCGCCGCGCCAACCUCUUCAAGCAUCAGGCGGUGCACGGUGGCAUACGGGCCUCCGAGCGCCGGGGCCGCGCCAAGGGGCUGAGGCGCGGCUGCAUGCUCCUGGAGCCGAGGCGUGGGCACCGAGGGCCGCGGCCCCAGGAGGGCGGCGAGAGCAGCUCGGCCGAGCCCCGGCGGAGCCGCAGCGGCCAGAAGCCACAUACGUGUGAGCACUGCGGCCAGGCCUUCGAGAGCAAGUCGCAGCUGAGUGGCCACAGGCACUCCCAUGGCGGCGAGAAGCCCCAGGCAGGCAGCCCACGGGCGGCGGCUUUCGAGGGGAAGUCACUCAUUGAGGGGAGCGAUGGCGGCCACGGGGCCAGCGUUCUGGGCUCUGGGAAGACCCAGGGCAAAGCCUCGCCCUGAGGCCAAGAAACAGUGCACGACUCUUGAGUGGAAGGACGCGCCCUUCCCCAAGUGCGCUCUGUCCCUAAGGGUAGGGCGGGGAGGAGGGACAGGGGCCGUCGAUGCUUAGAGACUGCACCCCGAGGCCCGGCCCAGCCUAGCAGGGUACUCCUAGGCGCCCACGCACGCGUGCGGAGGCGCCGGCUGAGCUUUGUACAUUGCGGAAUUGCUCCCCCGUGCGCGGACCACUGCCUGCUGUGUGGAGGGAGGAGGCAGCCUCGCCUCGCCUCGCCUCGCGCGAGCAGUUUACACGGUAAUGGCCCCCGUCCUCACUCCAGGGCGGGGCCAUUGGCCUCCUGCCAAGAGUUAGUGUUUCUGCGUAGAAGACACUACAAGCACUUUAACUCUUUCAGGGCUUAUUAAACGCAGAGAGCUCUGAAACUAGACUGCUGCUCCUACGGAAGGCACGAGCACCCCGCUAGCUAGUAGCGCGGAAAAGCCCUGCAGGUGUGGGGAACCGUGGGAGGCUGUGCCUGAAAAUUCCGGUCCUGUUGGGCGCCCCCUUCUGCUCGGAGGAGGAGCUGCACAUAGCCCCACUGCCUCUCAGUGGGGGUUUCUGGGAAAUGGCUGCCCUGCGUUCUACACAAAGGAUAAGACCAAGAGAGCCUAAGCUUCUCCUCUCUAGGAGAGGAGCCCUGGAUGGACCUCCUGUGGUUCCUCACAGGAAUGGGCUCUGAACAAGACAUGGCAACAUUUGUGCCCCCAUUGUCCUGCUGGCUUCAGUCUCCUCCCUGCCCACCAGCCCCCAGCUCAUGCCCUGUUGCCUCUGUCAACCAGACCCCAAACCUGCCCACCCAGCAAAGGCUGUCCUGGCCUCUCUGCCUACCCCCACACCCGCCAGUGCCUAAAACUUUCAACUUAACUGCUCCUGAGUUGGAUCUGGGUGACCGGGCAGCUGCCUUUCACAUGACAUUUCUUAGAGUAUCCAAGGUGCCCUUGCUUGGAAUGUUUUUGUAUUCAGGGAUAGUGUAAGUUGAUAAUGGAGAUUUUGGCCAUAUGAGAGUGCAGGGAAUCACUCCUUAAAUAAGAAUUCCCCAACCCCCUGACAAGACCUCAGGCAGGAAAAAGGGGCCAUCCCAGGCCCACAUCUGAUAAGCUGGUGGCAAGCCUGCACCUCUUCUCCCUGGAAUGAUGCAGUCCCCCCCCCCCUUCAGCCCCAUGGACAGGGCAGACCCUUCAGAAGGCACUUUAUGAAAUCUUAGGGGAGUUUUCAAGAGGAAAGCUGGCUACUAACUGGAGGCAGCUGCCAGCAGGCACUGUCCUGUUCUACCCACACUGUCCCUGGAGGCCUGGGAAUCCUGACCCCUUGGUAUUCUCAGCCCAGCAUCCUGGUCAGUUGACCACCCGUUCCAUCCUGCUACACUCCCAGGAGAGAGCCCCUCCAAGGGUGUGUAAGUGAUAGGUGUGGUAGAGGCCACCCAUGGGGACCCCAAGGAGGAGCAUGCACUUUCCUGCCAGACAGGGGAGGUUCAAAGACGUUUUCCUCCUGCCAGGAGAAUGUGGGAGGGCCUGAAAAUCCAGGUUCCUUCCAAGGAUGCUGCUUGGAGUGCCAGUCAUUAGGACAACUCCAGAAAUUUCAUACAUGUAGACACACG
Messenger RNA from Marmota monax (woodchuck), 3707 nucleotides. RefSeq names its product ZFP92 zinc finger protein (gene Zfp92). Gene Ontology annotation, cellular component: nucleus. Lineage: Eukaryota; Metazoa; Chordata; Mammalia; Rodentia; Sciuridae. The record is from RefSeq and is a predicted model, not a curated record. Gene Ontology annotation, molecular function: DNA-binding transcription activator activity, RNA polymerase II-specific; RNA polymerase II cis-regulatory region sequence-specific DNA binding. Gene Ontology annotation, biological process: regulation of transcription by RNA polymerase II. The coding region runs from base 574 to 2073 and encodes 499 amino acids. The transcript is spliced from 5 exons.